CGCCUGGGCAAUCUUACUAGGUGGAGAAACAGAGCAAGUCCCCUUUAAGGCCGAGAGUGACGUCAGCCGGACUCCGUCCGCAGUUUGCUGGGGCUGAUGCUGCCACCGGCCGGGGAAUUCUCUGGCUGUUUAGAUGCGCGCGCGCACAGAGGCUGUUGCUGGUCAGCUGGGCGCAUCUGCUGUGGAUCGCUGCACUUGCUAGUACACAAGCUUCUUCAACUCAGGUUGCUAACUUGCGAAAUAUGGAAGCAUAAGGAUUUAAGGCAAGCCCAGGAGGCUGCAGGGGACUUUUCUGUGCUGGUUCUUUCGGAGUGAGGCGCUGCUGGUGUUGCUGCAGUUGCCUCUCCGCCUGAUUGGAAGUUGUUUCAGUCCAGUUCCUUCGCCAAUGGCUCCGGCUGGCGCCUUCAAGCACCUGAGCCUGGCGCUGGGCGCAGCGGUGGCCGCCCUGGGCUCCCUCCUUUUCAUAGCCUGGAAGAUCUACUUCCGAGACGUCAACGACAGCUGCAUCGGCUGGAGGGGGCGUUGGGAGCAGCAGCUGGAAGCGGAACUGGGGCGCAACGCACCCGGAGGCGAGGAGCCACCUUCCUGUGAGUAUCAGGUUUUGGUCCUUGGUUUGGAUGGGGCUGGAAAAAGCAGCAUUAUCCACUAUAUCUGCAGCACAGAAGCCAAGAUGCACAUAGCACCCACUCAGGGCUUCAACUCAGCACAACUACAGGCCAGUGGGCUCCAGAUGGACCUCCUGGAGGUUGGUGGCAGCCAGAAUCUACGUUCAUACUGGAACCACUACCUCAGCAAAGCCCAUGUCCUAGUGUUUGUAGUGGACUCUGCAGAUGGCCUGCGCCUCCACACUGCCCGACAGGAGCUCCAUGGCCUGCUAGCAGAGGAUCCUCAGUUGCCUCUGAUAGUUCUCGCUAACAAACAGGACAAGAGUGAUGCGCUGAGUGUGGCAGAAUUGCACGAGGAGCUGGCACUGCACACCUUGAAAAAUCAAAGAGAAUUCUUUCUCCUGCCCACAAGUGCUACUGAUGCUGGCCUGGCCACCACAAACAGUGUUCUCCACCUGAAGAACCUGCUGAUCAAACUCCUGGCCUAGGUCUGAAAGUUCUUCAACAUCUCCAGGAUAUUCAAGCCAGGUGGAGCCAACCGUGGCAUCAUUCCUCUUAAGUUUCUUGAGAUCUUAUCCUCAGAGAAACAGGCUUUCCAGGUCCUCAAAAGAAUUUUUAAGGUGUUUACUAAAACCCCUUCUGGAAAGAAGCCUUACCGCCAAUAUGACCAUCGAGACCUUGGCUAAAACAGGGGCAAAAUUAUUGACCGUGGGGGUAAUACAGUAGUCUUGGGGGUGGCUGCUGGGAUCUGCUGAACAGUCCUAGGGAACUGCACUGUCAAUACUUGCACUAAGAACUAUCACUUUGUCUUCAAGACUCAACACAUCAGAUCUAUAGGAAAAGUCUGCCCUGUGCAGGCUGGAAUAUCUCACUGCCCUUUUGGGAAGCUGGGGAUUGACUGUGUCCCUAUGAAAUACUAUUAAAUCCUCACUGCAGUUAGUGGGGAACAGGAUGUAGUCUCAAACUGCCAUGAGGGCUAGUCUGAGAGUGGGUGUUAUAGGGGCAUCUCAGCACAGCAUGUGCAAGCAGCUAUUCUGUUGAGAUGUCCCUGAUGGCUGUUAGGGCUUUAAACGCUACUUAUUAGUGUAAUAAAAUCUAUCAUACCUGAUAAGCAACUUGAUGUCUUAGCUGAUCCCUUUCCAACAUACUAGAUGCCCUUGAAUUACAGCCAUUUCCGUAGCAUGUUGGAACAAUUGUGCUUCUGAGGCACUAGCUCCUUGAGGCAUUUUUACAACCAGUGUACUUGCUCAACUUCCAAAGCAAAGUUAGCCCCCAGUGAAUUACUACUCUUAAUCCCUUUCUGAAGAAAGCAAGAGUUGUGAAUUUCAGUGAAAGGCUGCAGAAGGAACUGGGAAAUUUGAGGUGCCUAAUAUGAAUUGCUGUGCCCAGGCUAAUGAAUCUGCAAAUCCCUUUCUCAGUUUGGUGCUAUGUUUCAUCUCAGUCACCUGACUCAGGACUCAUUCCUAUAUUCCAUAUUCCUCCUGAACUGGAAACUGUACAGUCAGAUAGUGGUGGCUGGGAUAUGCCAAAGGCCGGCCUCAUAGUUUGGGCUGCCCGUGAUGUGGAAGAAGUUGGUCUCGGACAAAAUGCCAAUCUUACCUCUAGAGAAAGGAAUAGUUUUACAUGUUCAGCCAGGCAGUCCUGCAGAGGGACCUUGUGCUUACAAGCACAGAGUUAACCCAGCCCUUGUGUGCUCUUUCUCAAACAGUACACAUGCCAACUUCCUGUUCCCUUUCCUCACAGCAGGAAAACAGCAGUAUUGCUUGAGCUUGGGCUACACACCUUUUGCAAAACCUGACCACCUCUCCUGUACCAUCAAAGAUUAUGGGAAACUUCGUUUGUGCCUGUGGCUCCUAGCCCUAAGUUCCUCUUGCCUGCAUGAAAUGGAUAAUUGGUGACCAACUGUUUACACUAUGACCCCCCUCUGCACUGUAUCAAAUAAACCUUGAGUUGUUUGUCUCAGCUGUAA
Molecule: messenger RNA, 2574 nt
Organism: Lacerta agilis (Sand lizard)
Lineage: Eukaryota; Metazoa; Chordata; Lepidosauria; Squamata; Lacertidae
Gene: ARL10
Product: ADP ribosylation factor like GTPase 10
Exons: 4
Coding region: 386-1093 (235 amino acids)
Molecular function (GO): GTP binding; GTPase activity
Source: RefSeq, a predicted model, not a curated record